AUGCCACCAUUGUUGAGAAAAGGGAAAUUUCGGAAAGAGAACACUCCCAACGCGGGCGACGUUGCCGCCCUAGUCCGCCGCCUGCGGGCCGCGUCGACCAAUCGGAUCGGCCGGCUGCUCGGCUCUGCGAACCGGGCCGAGGGCGGCCGACUGCGCGCUCACGACAAAAAGUCACACGACUGGCUUAGUGUCGGGUCGCGUCCCAAAGACGCCGCUUCACGUGCCGCGCACACGGAGCACGAACGCGCCGCGCCUGCGCAAUCCACGGAGUCCAGAGCAAAACAACGUUCGCGUCCCCUUCCGAUCCGACGGAACGCUUGCAAAGCUGGUACACCCCAGGCGACAUAUACCGACCUUACCUGG
Molecule: messenger RNA, 363 nt
Organism: Iphiclides podalirius (scarce swallowtail)
Lineage: Eukaryota; Metazoa; Arthropoda; Insecta; Lepidoptera; Papilionidae
Source: the annotation of a GenBank genome assembly